UGUUAAGUCACGGGUGUUCAGCCGAGCACCGAAUCUCACCGCAACGACUGGAACUGACCUCUGGAAAAACGAAGUGCAUCUUGGAGCAUGUGGCCUGAGGAUUGCCUCACAAAGCCAGGGGUGGUAGCUAAGAAGUGAGCAGGAUGCCCCCAGGCAUUUACUGCCCUAUGGAAUUCUGGUCCAAGGGGGAAAACCAAAGCAUCCAGGUGGACUUUCUGCUGCCCACAGGCAUAUACUUAAACCUCUCUGUGUCCUGCAAUGCCAGCUUGGGCACCAUCAAGCAGGUGGUGUGGAAGCAUGCUCAGUAUGAGCCCCUCUACCACAUGCUCAGUGACCCCGAGGCCUAUGUCUUCACGUGCAUCAACCAGACAGCAGAACAGCAGGAGCUGGAGGAUGAGCAACGGCGGCUUUGUGACAUCCAGCCCUUCCUGCCUGUGCUGCGGCUCGUGGCUCGAGAAGGUGACCGAGUCAAGAAGGUUAUUAACUCCCAGAUCAGCCUGCUCAUUGGAAAAGGUUUGCACGAGUUUGACUCCGUGCAGGAUCCAGAGGUGAACGAUUUCCGCACCAAAAUGCGCCAGUUCUGUGAGGAGAGAGCAGCAAAGCGGCAGCAGCUCAGCUGGGCAGCUUGGAUGGAGUACAACUUUCCCUUGCAGCUGGAGCCCAUGGCCAAAGGCCUUGGGACUGGUUCUCUACAUAACCCCAUCAAGAACAUUUUUGUCAACGUCAAGUUUCAGUCUGGAGGGGAGAGCUUCACUUUCCAGAUCUCCCCCAAGGAGUUCCCCAUCACAUUAAUGAGCUAUGCUAUCAAGAAGCAGGCUACUGUCUUUCGCCACGAGACAGUGGAGAGCCCAGAGGACUACACCCUGCAGGUGAAUGGGAAAUGUGAAUAUCUCUAUGGAAACUACCCUCUGUACCAGUUCCAGUACAUUCGCAGCUGCCUGCACCGAGGCCUGACGCCCCACCUGACCAUGGUGCACUCCUCCACUAUCAUUGCCAUGAGAGAUGAGCAAACCAACUGCAUUGCGAGCCCCCCCAAGAUGGCUGCCAAGCCUCCCCCACUCCCCAAGAAAAAGCCAAACUAUGGUUCUUUCUGGUCCUUAGAGCAGCCUUUCUACAUCGAGCUGGUGCAAGGCAGCAAGGUCAAUGCAGAUGAGAGAAUGAAGCUGGUGGUGCAAGCAGGUCUCUUUCAUGGCAACGAGAUGCUGUGCAAGACAGUGUCAAGCUCUGAGGUGAAUGUAUGCUCAGAGCCCGUGUGGAAGCAGAGGCUGGAUUUUGAUAUUAACAUCUGUGACCUUCCCCGCAUGGCACGGCUCUGCUUUGCCCUCUAUGCUGUCGUUGAGAAGGCCAAGAAGGCACGUUCCACCAAGAAGAAGUCCAAGAAAGCUGACUGCCCGAUUGCCUGGGUGAAUGUCAUGCUCUUUGACUACAAGGACCAGCUGAAAACGGGGGAGUGCUGCUUGCACAUGUGGUCCUCCUUUCCAGAUGAGAAGGGGGAACUGCUGAACCCCAUGGGCACCGUGCAGUGCAACCCCAACACGGAAAGUGCAGCAGCCUUGGUCAUCUGCUUCCCCAGCGUGGCACCUCAUCCUGUGUACUACCCAUCAUUUGAGCAGCUCCUGGAGUUGGGAAGGAAUGGAGAACAACCCCGUGCUGCACCAGAAGAUCCUGAGGAGAAGCUGCAGCUGAAGGAGAUACUGGAGCGGAGGAGCCACACUGAACUAUAUGAGCAUGAGAAAGACCUGGUGUGGAAGAUGAGAUACGAUAUCCGUGACCAGUACCCACAAGCUUUGGCAAAGCUGCUUAUCAUCACCAAAUGGAACAAGCAUGAGGAUGUUGCCCAGAUGAUUUCCCUGCUUCAGACCUGGCCAGAGCUGCCUGUCCUGAAUGCCUUGGAACUGCUGGAUUUUAGCUUUCCUGACCGAUACGUUGGCUCCUUUGCUAUCAACUCAUUAAAGAAGCUGACAGAUCACGAAUUGUUCCAAUACCUGCUACAGCUUGUCCAGGUGCUUAAGUAUGAAUCCUACUUAGACUGUGAAUUAACCAAGUUCCUGCUGGACAGGGCAUUAUCCAACCGCAAGAUUGGCCACUUCCUCUUCUGGCAUCUGAGGUCAGAAAUGCACGUUCCUGCAGUUGCCCUGAGGUUUGGCCUGAUCCUGGAAGCAUAUUGCAGAGGCAGCACCCACCAUAUGAAAGUUUUGAUGAAACAGGGAGAAGCACUCAACAAGAUGAAAGCUCUGAAUGACUUUGUUAAAGUGAGUUCUCAGAAGGCCACCAAGCCUCAAACCAAGGAGAUGAUGCAUGUGUGCAUGAAGCAGGAAACUUACCUUGAAGCACUUUCCCACCUCCAGUCUCCCCUGAACCCCAACAUUAUCCUUGCUGAAGUCUGUGUGGAUCAGUGCACCUUUAUGGACUCCAAAAUGAAACCCUUAUGGAUUGUGUUUAAUAAUGAAGAGACAGGUGGAGGUGGCGUGGGUAUUAUUUUCAAAAAUGGAGAUGAUCUUCGUCAGGACAUGCUCACUCUGCAGAUGAUCCAGUUGAUGGACAUCCUGUGGAAGCAGGAGGGCCUGGACCUGAGGAUGACCCCUUAUGGCUGCCUCUCCACAGGAGACAAGACUGGACUGAUAGAAGUGGUCAUGCAUUCAGACACCAUUGCCAACAUCCAGCUGAACAAGAGCAACAUGGUGGCCACUGCAGCCUUCAACAAGGAUGCCCUGCUCAACUGGCUGAAAUCCAAGAACCCUGGUGAGGCCCUGGAACAAGCCAUAGAGGAGUUCACCCUGUCCUGCGCCGGCUACUGCGUGGCCACCUACGUGCUGGGGAUCGGGGACCGGCACAGUGAUAACAUCAUGAUCCGGGAAACUGGACAGCUGUUCCAUAUUGAUUUUGGUCACUUCUUGGGGAACUUCAAGACCAAAUUUGGUAUUAAUAGAGAACGAGUUCCUUUCAUCUUAACCUAUGACUUUGUGCAUGUCAUCCAGCAAGGAAAAACUAACAACAAUGAGAAGUUUGAAAGAUUCAGGGGUUACUGUGAAAAAGCCUACAUGAUUCUGAGGCGCCAUGGUCUUCUCUUCCUGCACUUGUUUGCGCUGAUGAAAGCUGCUGGCCUGCCAGAACUCAGCUGCUCUAAAGACAUUCAGUAUCUAAAGGAUUCCUUGGCUCUUGGGAAAACAGACGAGGAGGCACUGAAGCAAUUUAGACUGAAGUUUAAUGAAGCCCUGCGAGAGAGCUGGAAAACCAAAGUGAACUGGCUGGCACACAAUGUAUCCAAAGAUAACAGACAGUAGAGCAACAUCAGCCUGCACACCUACUCCAGGAGAAUGUCAUACCUGCACUGAGGCCAGCAGUUGCAGACAGGUUUUUAAAGCCUGAUGAAUGUUGCCAUGUUGAAGAUCCAGAGCUCAGACAUUUCUGCAUGGCUGAAAAAUGGACUCUGAUCAGCCACGUACUCAUGUCUGCUGUAGAACUUUGGGGGCCAAGGGAGAGACAUGAGGCAAUAAAAUUACUGUGUCUACAGUGAGAGGUAGGUAGAUGUACUGUAUCCUUAAAAACUUGUUCAGCUUCAAAUACAUCUUCUAAUGGAAGAGUUCAGGCAGUUGUAACAUCCUUCCAGUGUGUUAAUGUGACUGUUUCUAUUGGAAAUUCAGCUGAACACUGAGAAUCUGUAGCUCUUAUACUAUAGCCCAUCUUCUAGGUCCCCACCAUUACAGCUCAGAGACAUUAACUUCACCACAUGCUUGCUCCUCCUGCCCUGUUUCAGUGUCCACCGAGGCAGGUCACCUUAAGUCACCACUGGAGCUGGCUUGGACAAGCUGUUCUACUCUGCACUGUGACAGGUAGAAGUAUCCAGGCUGUCAUGUUGCUUUCUCUCUGCUACGGAGGCCAAAGUGUUCUGAAACUGAAUUGGAACCCAUCUAUUGAUGUCAAAAAAACUGAUGCCACCCUGGCCAACGGGUUAGCUAUUUUUGUUUGCUUUCCUAAGCCAGACUUCAGUUGAGCCUCAAGCAAUUCCUGGGUUUCUGUGUUUAUUCUGGUUUUAAGCCUGAAAACAGUAAUACUGCCUUUUCAAAACUGGCCUGUAGUGUUGGUUGCUACACAUACCUCCUGCUGGGGUACGUUGGAGCUGGUGUGCCACCUGGUUUCCCUGGAAUCCCUGCAGGCAGGGCACUAGCCCACACCUGUCCAAUCACUGGGAUAAAACAUGGUAAUUCCAGUGUCAGCUGGGACAGGUGUUGUUGUUCUUUGUCCAAACUGGCCAGUCUGGCUUCCCAGGUAAGAGCAGAGGAGUGCUGGAGGAGGGGGUUUAACACUGAAAUACUUAGAGCAAGUUGUGGCUCAAGGUUCAUCUUCUUACAAAUGUGUUUCCUCAUCCUUUCCCCGCAUUUCCUCCUCCUGACCAUGGUACAUGGCUCCUUGCCUGUGACCAGAGCUGGUGUGCACAGCUUGUGUCUGGGGGGGUCAGCCAAAGCAAGCUGUGGUCACUGUGCUGGUACCUCAGCCAGAAAUAAGUGCUCAGCCUCCUCCUGCUCCCCCUGUCUCCUUUCCCAGCAGAGUGUCCCAUCUCCCACAUGGUGCUGUAAUGAAUGGCAUGUUUCUCCUCAAGUGUUGUAUUUGUGUCCAGCUGGUGUCCUCACCUGGUGAGCAGGUCUGAGCACUGCUGUUGUGUGGGGACAGCUGCUCAGGAGUCACUGCUCUGUGCCCCACAUGAGCAUAGGCUGCAGCCUGUGUGUCCUGCUGGAAGACAGCUGGAGUAGCAUGGUCAGUACCUUCUCCCUUUAGGUGGUUCCUGGGGUGCUUCCUUCCAGUUCCCCACCAUCAGGGUCCAUUGGAGGUGCUGUCAUUCCUGCCUUUUAAAGAACAGUAUAGGCUGAUUUUUUAAGACAACCCUGAAGCUGAAGCCUGUAUUUGAUUUGUAUGCACUUAACAAGGAUGAGCAAUUUUCUUUUGUUCAUACAACUAGUUAUCUGGGGUUUUUUUUUUAAGCUUUCUUACUUAUUCAUGUAGGUGAAAAAAAAUCCAGGCAUCCUAUCCCGUUUCUCAAGUCUCAAGAGAUGCAGGUAUUGUCAAAUGAUGGACUGUUCUCAUGGAAAUUUAGCUUUUAUGUUGGUUUAAGACUCCCACAAAACCAGCAAGUUUAGGACAGAAACUGAACUAGCCUGUUUAUUCUUAAUAGACAUUCCCUGUCAUGGGGUAAGUUUGAGUUGAUGGUGGUUUUGCAUCCAGCACACAGGUCAAACUCAUUCCUGACUUUAAUACUUUAAAAGAAAGCUGCCCAAUACUGGCUGCUUAAGUCCACCUCUUUGGUUUGUUUGGUUUUUGUUUUUUAAAGGACAAGUUCAAAUAUCUUUGUUCUUCAUCAGCUGCACAGCUAAGUUAACCCUGCCUUAAAAAAAAGGAAUUUCUACCCUAAGUAGGAAUGAGUACCAGGAGGCAAUGCUGGGUUUGGUCAGUGGAUGGAAUAUGAAACACCUUUAAUAACCCCUUCCCUCAUCACCUUUACACACAAAACAGAUGCUAGCAGAGUAUGAUUUAGUGUUACACUGUUGCUAAUUU
Molecule: messenger RNA, 5550 nt
Organism: Apus apus (common swift)
Lineage: Eukaryota; Metazoa; Chordata; Aves; Apodiformes; Apodidae
Gene: PIK3CD
Product: phosphatidylinositol-4,5-bisphosphate 3-kinase catalytic subunit delta
Exons: 24
Coding region: 144-3284 (1046 amino acids)
Biological process (GO): phosphatidylinositol 3-kinase/protein kinase B signal transduction; phosphatidylinositol-3-phosphate biosynthetic process; cell migration
Cellular component (GO): plasma membrane; phosphatidylinositol 3-kinase complex; cytoplasm
Molecular function (GO): 1-phosphatidylinositol-3-kinase activity; 1-phosphatidylinositol-4-phosphate 3-kinase activity
Source: RefSeq, a predicted model, not a curated record